Molecule: messenger RNA, 2822 nt
Organism: Medicago truncatula (barrel medic)
Lineage: Eukaryota; Viridiplantae; Streptophyta; Magnoliopsida; Fabales; Fabaceae
Product: synaptonemal complex protein 1
Exons: 19
Coding region: 235-2499 (754 amino acids)
Source: RefSeq, a predicted model, not a curated record
UGAAAACGACGUCGUAUCCCCAGUGUCUGAAAAACGCCUCAUCGUCGACGUCUUCAUCCUCUUGAAAACUGAAGCAAAACAAACAGCAAAGAAAGAUAAACAGAUACAGAUAGAUAGUAUAGGAUUCCGUGCAUUCCAAUUUCGAAACCACAAACCCUAAUUUCCAUUGCACGCUUCAUUUCUAUUUUCUUUUCACAACAACGUUGACUUCAACGAAGCCUCUGUACCGAAACCAUGUCGUCGUGGCUGAGAUCCGCCGUCAACAAAGCCGUCGAGGUCGGCAACAAGAACAACCUCACUAACACCGUCAAAAAAUACGCCGACACCGUCGUUCAACACGCCGGUCAAGCCGUUGCUGAAGGCGCCAAAAUCCUUCAUGAUCGCAUUUCAGCUAGGAACUAUAGAAGUGUUGCACAGACGGUUAAAAGAUUGGAAGAAGCUGCUAUCUCGCAUCGAGGACCUGAGAGAGUUCAGUUGCUUAGGAGAUGGCUUGUUGUUCUUAAAGAGAUUGAGAAUUUGUCCGGAGCUUCGGCUGAAGGUAAAGAGAAGACUCUCGAGCAGCACCUUGCUGUUGAAGAUAUUAAGGAGAAUCCACAGAGACCUUCUCUGGUUCUUUAUUAUGAUUCUGAUGUUGGAGGAGAACCACUAAAUUUUCGCGAUGUUUUUCUUCAAAGUCAGGCACUCGAGGGUAUAACACUAUCAAUGGAACCAAGAUGCACCGUUUGUUUAAUUUUUAUGUUCGAUGUUGAUCUAUCUCUCAAGCACACCAAAUAUAGGACAAAACCAAUACGGCAUAUUUUGUCCCUUUUUAACCUGUAUACCUACUACUACCGUAGUGCUUCAAGAAGUCCUGGCAAAAAGGGUGCAGACAGAGUAGCUUGUUUACAAUACAUUUGUGAAGUGAGGCAUGACAUUAACUUGAUUAUUGAAGCUCCAAACGAGGAAGAGGUUUCCCUUCUCCUGGAGAUGUUUGGGCUUUGUCUUACUGGGAGAAAAGAAGUUCAUAAUGCCAUAGUAAGCAGCUUACAAGAUUUGGCAACAGCAUUUUCAAGCUACCAAGAUGAAGUACUGGUGAAGCGAGAGGAAUUGCUUCAGUUUGCGCAACGUGCCAUCACUGGGUUGAAAAUCAAUUCUGAUCUCGCAAGAAUAGAUGCUGAAGCCUCUAGUCUUAGGAAGAAGCUCAGUGAGAUAACAACUUCACAGGGGGUUGUGAAUAAAGUUGAUUAUAAAGCUGCGGAGGAAACAGAAGCAACCCUAAAGGCUUUAAAAGUUGCACUUGGACAGAUUAGAAUUUGUUCCAGACUGGAAGGAUUAUUGCUGAAGAAAAAAAAUAUUAGCAAUGGAGACUCUCCUGAGGUUCAUGCCCAAAAGGUUGACAAGCUGAAGGUCUUAACAGAAUCUCUUGUUAACUCUGCUGCAAAAGCUGAAAAGCGUAUUUCUGAUAACAGACAACAAAAAGAGGAGGCGUUAAAAGUUCGUGUGACUAAAGGUGGUGAAACUAGUGAAAAGGAGAAGGAACUGACAGCUGAGAUAUCUGAACUCCAACAGAAAAAAGAUGAUCUGGAAGCUGAACUGAAAAAGAUUAAUACUUCUUUGGCUGCUGCUCAAGCACGAUUGUGGAACGUGAGGGAAGAGAGAGACCAGUUUGAGGAAGCAAACAAUCAGAUAGUUGAGCAUCUGAAGAUAAAGGAAGAUGAACUUACGAAAUCAAUUAGCUCAUGUCGAGUAGAAUCAGAUGUCAUCAAAACGUGGAUUAACUUUCUGGAAGAUACUUGGGUUCUCCAGCAGUCAAAUACAGAAAUUUAUGAGAAGCAGGUCAGUGAUGAAUUGGAGAGACAUGAGGACUAUUUUGUGAACUUGGCCAUUCAGCUUCUUACUACUUACCAGAAAGAGUUGGAGCCUUGUAUUAACCAUAUUGGAACAUUUGUUGUAAACCUCAAGAAUUUGACUCAGAGGUUAGAAAUGACGACCAGUGCAGAUACUGAGGAUUCACAAGUAUUAAGUCCAAGGAGAAAUCUUGAGGAAGAAUAUUUGACCUAUGAAGCCAAGAUUAUUACCACUUUCAGUGUAGUGGAUAACAUGAAACAGCAGUUUUAUGCUCAACAGGGAAAUAUUUCCAGGAAAGAUGAAGAGAGAGUUAAAGAGCUGUUUGAUGCCAUUGAAAAGUUACAAACUCAUUUUGAGGCUAUAGAGAGGCCAGUUCUUGAAAUAGAGAGCCCACCUGUGAAGACUGAAACAUUACCUUCCGAGAAAAAGUCAGAUGGCACACCUUCACCUUCUGCUUCAGUUGGAGGUACUGAGUUUUCAAAGACAGAGACAAGUGAACAGCCAAAAUCACCUUCACUCAAAUCAGAUCAGGUAUUGGACCAUGAAGCUGAAUUAGCCAAGCUUGAAUCUGAGUUUGGAAAGGUUAGUACUCAAGAUUACUCGACAGAGGAAAUUAAUGAUUGGGAAUUUGAUGAGCUUGAAAGAGAAUUUGUAUCUGGUAGCAACAAGUGAUCAGUUCAAUCUCUGUUCCUUUUUAUUUUUUUAAUAUCAAUCUGUUCUUAGACAUUAAUGCUUGCUGUUGUAAUUUUAUAAAGAAGCAAGUGCAAGUGUUAGGAUAAAUCUGUAAGCUAUAGGUUGGCUGUUGAUGAAGCUUGCAAGAUCAGACGGGCCUUUGCAUCUGUAAAGAUUAAAGAUCAUAAUUUAUUAAUUUCCCUGUAAAGCACUGAAUUUGUAACACGUAGAUGGAGUCAUCAAAUGAUUUGUAAUGAUUAGCAUGGCUGUAAAUUUUAAACUAAGCUUAAGUUUGGUGCAUAGAUGAAUGUUGUUAUUUAUCA